GUGGCUAAUAAACGUGUAUUCCACCUAUCCAGCCGCUCCCUCUCCGGCAGCCGCCGCCGCCGCCAGUCCUCCCCAGCAUCCGCUGGUCCUCUCCGCCCGUGCUCUCCCUCGCCUCCCGAUCCCAGCUGCACAUCCGACCCCGCACCCUGUCGAUGAAGCCCCGGAUCCAAGGAUCUGCUCGAGCUCGGCAUGUCGCGGGCCGACCCAGUGCUCGACACUUAUGGAGAAGAACGCGGAGGCGUGGGAUUCAUCUCCACCGGAUCGACGGCCUUGGCCGUCGGAACCGCCAUGCCGACGCCUUCCUCUCCGUCGUCCGGCGCUCGGAGCCUUCGCUCGUCCGCGGCUUCCACCGCCCUACGCGGCUGCUCUGCACCCUAUCCUGACCAGGUGCCGCGCAUAUGGCGACAAAGCGCGCGGCAGAGGACGGAGGGGCGUGUGGUCGUUGUCGCCGUCAGUGGCUGCACCGAGAGGUCUCUGCCGCCUUCUCCGGCCAGAUCCAGCCGAACCUGUUUCACAUGCAUCUGGGCCGAGGAGGCGACGACCCGACCAGCCCAGUAGCUCAACACUGCCUUGUUGCCCCUGUUCUUCACCAGCAACAGUCUCCCUUAUGCGGUUAUUAAUGUUCAAGCCAUGCCCUUUUCCUUACAUGAACAUCAAACCUACGUUUAUGUCCUAUCUGAUAUGUGUGGUGGGCUGCUGCUGUGCGAUUGCUAGCUGUGCUGCUACUUGUGGGUCCUUGUAGUUGUUUGGCUUCCACUCAAUUUCAACAUGUUUCAGAUUUCCACAACAAUUCCACAUUGUCAUAAUGAUUUACCUGCAUCUUGGUCUCCUCAAUACGCACCCCGAAGCACUUGAGAAUCCUUUAUUCACCUUGUCAAUGCCUUGCUUUGUAAAUUUUUUGCAUAGUUAUAUGGAUGAGUUUGAUGGCAUGAGUGUACGUUAUUUGAAGCUUACCCAUUAAUCUAUUGUUUCUCAGGUUUGUGCAUUUCCAAGCCCUGCCUUAAGACACGACGCUGGAGGAUGAUGCCGACCAUGGCGCGGACUCCAGCCAAUGGGAUCCGACAUGGUAGUCUUCUCCAAGGAGCGGUGGUCGAUGCCGACGAGUAGGGGCCCUCGGUUGCCAGCCCUCCUCCCGCCGCUAUCCUCCACAUCCCCGAUGAAUAGGAUCCAGAGAAGCACAAUGUGUUCUUCCUCCCUUAUGUCUAUGUGGAUGUUGGGUUAAUUUUUAUAAAUAGAUGAUGUAAUUGCUUUGUUAUUUCGUUCAAUUAAUAGUAAAAUUGAUGAGGCAAUUGGAACAACCGAGCAACAAUUUUACUUCAGAUCGACGCCAUUGAGGUCAUCUCUGUCACUAGCAAGUUGCAUAAGAAAGAGUGCAGCGUUGCAGAGGCAUGAAUGAAAAAAGUUAGUCUGGGAGACAGUUAUAAUUGUGAGUCCCUCAAUUAUAGAGCGGAUCCAGGUGAAAUUUCCUUGCAUCGAAAGUCAGUUUGAUCUAAUUUGGAUCAUCACUUCGAGCUGUGCGCAUCCCUGAAUCACAAAGGUGCCGGGUCGUGGCUUCGGUUGCUUCUUCUUCCGGCUGUGGUUUAUUGUUUUCCCUGCUUCCUGGUUUGACUGUUCAGGGUUUUGUUUGCCGGAUUCUUUGCAGGUAUUGCUCUUCUGAGGUUUAGGGAGAUGGCAGAGGCUGAUCCGUGUGGUGCUCUGCUGGAUUGGGAUGAAGGCCACGCUGGUCCUUCUUGGUUUGGCAUGCAGUGCUCGGAUGAUGGGUGGGUCAUAGGCCUGAACUUGUCAAAUCUUGGUCUGAAGGGAAUGUUAUCUCCUAAGAUUGGACAGCUUUUUAAUAUGCAUUUUCUUGUACUGCACAAGAACUUAUUCUAUGGUAUUAUCCCUAGAGAGAUGGGAGAUUUACGAGAGCUGACGGUGUUGGAUUUGGGGCACAAUAACUUCAAUGGAUCAAUUCCAUUAGAGCUAAUAAACAUUUUAUCCCUGGAAUUUAAGUGCGUGCGAACUUUGAUAUAUGUUUUUUUUCAUUUCUGCUUAACUUCAAAACUUGACUGACCUUACUACUUGAAUUGUAGCUUUCUUAAAGGAAACAUACUUUAUGGUGAUUUACCUCUUGAACUAAAUGAGCUCAUCAGUCUGUGUGAGUCUCAGGUUCGCCAUGGCAGGUCUUUCUCAAAUAGGAUGCACACUGCAAGGUUUGUCUAAGUUUUCUUCUACUUGCAUAUCUGAGAGUUAAACUCGUGAUUAUGCAAGGCUUGAGUUAAGUUUUCAAAUCAAACAGGGAUUUGAGCAAGCUUGAUUUUGGUUAAAAAAUCCCACCCUGUUCCUGCAAUCACAUGUAUGUUAAUGAUAUCUGAAAUAUUUGAGAAUUAUCUGUUUCGACUCAAGAAAUAUCUGACUUCUUUUAGGAACAUUUCCUCCACAAAAUGGUAAAUUAAAUCCGAGUCAGCAUCCUUGAAACCCAGCCUAAACCCCCACAAAUAACCUCACUCCGGACGAACCCUAGACCCAAAUCUGUAGACAAUGCCAUGUUGAAAGAUAGGCUUGCGAAGAAUCGGCUCAAGAAUUCCUGAGGGUACUUCUGUCUUUAUCAUAUUUGUUCUCACACCUUGGGCAUUGUGUUUUCCCACUGCAACGCACGCGUCGACCCACAGUCCUCAUAUUAAGUGAACCAGAAGCGGUACAUGCGAGAGAAAAGAAAAACAAACCCAGCCACCAGCACGACCCUUCCUCUUGAUCCCAUCUGGACCUUUAGUAUUCUCGGGAUAUAUCUGAUUAUGAUGAUGUUCCGUACUGCUCUGGAGCGGAUAAAUAUUUGGACUGCUCGAUGUUUAUAACCAAUGAGACUACUUUUUUGGUUGUUGGCUGGAGGCUGGAGCUAUCACUGUGACUGAAAUUUUCUUUUCACCAAA
Molecule: messenger RNA, 2909 nt
Organism: Triticum dicoccoides
Lineage: Eukaryota; Viridiplantae; Streptophyta; Magnoliopsida; Poales; Poaceae
Product: leucine-rich repeat protein 1-like
Exons: 3
Coding region: 1669-2052 (127 amino acids)
Molecular function (GO): protein binding
Source: RefSeq, a predicted model, not a curated record